AUGAGUGGAAAAGGCUGUCAGCUCCUCGUGUCUCCCUGCAAUGUUUCCCCCUCAAUGAGUAUGAUCCGAGGACACCAGCCCCAACCCUUCAUGAUGCCUGCGUCCUCCCCUCAGCACAGCGAGAGAACUGAGAAAGUGAAACAAGGAACUGUUCAGUCUUUAACUUCUGGAAAACCGACUGGAAGCCAUGUCGUCCUGCCUACCUUGAGCCUCCGCAGACAGGUGUUGACCAAUGCAAAACAUCAGACUGGGCCAAACGCACCCCCACAGCAACAACCUGCUAACCAUUUUCAAAACACAACAAUGACAACUACCAAACCGUCGAGACUCAGCCCAUGUAAUCACAGCUUCAAAGAUUGUGCAGUUUCUGGGUCACCGUUGGAUGUAUGUGGUCAGGCAACGGGUGUUAACCUAACACUGACCAGUAGCUCCAUUAGUGUUCCCUCAGGCCAACCUUAUCCUGCAUUGCCUCAACCCCCAUCAUGUCAUAGUAUGCCAACGGAUGUCAGGUCCUUGCUGUCCAGAGAAUCUCUGGCAUCCACUACCCUCAGCCUGUUUGAAACACAGUCAGUUUUUAGUGGCAAACAUGACUGGCCAUAUGGUUACUGUGUGCUUCCUCCCUUGGGAUUACCUCACAACUCUACACAGGCUAGUGAGGGCAGCGAACAGUUCAGCCUGUCCCCUGGCACAGCCAUGUCGGGCACGACCAUAUCAGGUGCUACAAGCACCUCUGCCUCAUUGCCCUCAUACCUCUUUGCAGGAGAGGCUGGAAGCCCUCGACAAUCUCGUGCAAAGAAGAGAGCUCUCUCCAUGUCGCCUUUAUCAGAUGUCAUGGGUAUUGAUUUUAAUACUAUUAUACGCACCUCGCCAACAUCACUUGUGGCUUACAUCAAUGGUUCCCGCAGCUCUCCAUCCUCCCACUUCACACUCUCACCUGUUCAAUCUGAGGGAUAUGGUCAUUUCCUGGGGGUGAGAGGACGUUGCAUACCCCACAGCCAUUCCUACAGCAUGUGGAGCUCUUCACAAGCUCUGGCACCACAGUCAGAGUGUGCCCGUAUGCAGAUGCUUGAAGAGGGAGGGGAUCUGGAAGGCCAGAUGGCUAACAUGAUGGUUGCGCAGCAGUGCCUUCCAGAAGAAGUGGGGAUACUAGAGACAACUUCAAACAGCUGCAGCCAAGCCAUCAGCAAUAUUCUGCCACCUCUACAGUCAGAGCCAGCAGCUCUGUUGACAGCUGUCCAAGAAGAUGCUAUUCCACAAAGACCUCCACCACCUUAUCACUCGCACCAACACAUAAAACUCUCCAGACAUCACUGGAAAAUAAAGGCACCUUCUCAAGACCCUUCCAUGCAGGUGCCCAUGCUUCCUCACAGACAUUCAGUUGGAUUUUUACCCCAAAUUCCAAUGCUGGAAGAAGAGGAAGGUGAGGUGGAGGACUAUGGCACCCAUUGUUGCGGGUGGAUGCACUGCAAUGCAGUUUAUGACCAAAAGGAAGAGCUGGUAAGGCACAUAGAGAAGAUACAUGUAGACCAGCAGAAGGCUGAGGAGUUCACAUGCUUCUGGGUAGGAUGUCCACGCAACCUAAAGCCGUUUAACGCCCGAUACAAACUUCUUAUCCACAUGAGGAUCCAUUCAGGAGAGAAACCCAACAAAUGCGUGUUUGAAGGCUGCAACAAGGCUUUCUCUCGGCUCGAAAAUCUAAAGAUUCACCUGCGCAGCCACACAGGCGAGAAGCCUUAUCUGUGUCAGCACCCCGGAUGCCACAAGGCCUUUAGCAACUCAAGUGACAGAGCUAAACACCAGCGCACACACCUGGACACAAAACCAUAUGUGUGCCAGGUGCCAGGCUGUGUAAAACGCUACACUGAUCCCAGUUCAUUAAGGAAACACAUGAAGUCCCAUUCUACUAAAGAGCGGCAGUUACGAAAGAGGAUGAAAGCCUCUGCUGAUGCAACUCAAGACGCACUGGCAGACUGUUUAACCAUCCACCCUCUGCAUCCAAACCUUUCCCCUCUGGCAAGGCUAGACAACAAUGUGAACCCAGCUCUUGCUGCAACGCAAGUACGAGAUCCUUACAGCAGUUCCCAUCUGGCUUUGUUGGGUUCCUUACAAGAUAAAUACAGGUGUGUUGAUCCUUCUCCUCAUCAGCCCAUCCCUGGAGGCGCAUGUGGGCCUUGUUCCUCCACCUGCCACCCGCAUCCUCCCUGUGGACCUCCUCUACAGAACAACCGUGGUCUAAAGCAGCUCGACCAGACUCGUGGUGUGAUAGAUCAGAGCUCAGGAUUUGGAGUCCACAUCCAAAGUGACGACACAUCUGCAGAACUGAGUGGAGAUUUUUUCAUCAACUCGAGCAAAAUGUCCCACAUUUAUACAGAAGGAUGA
Messenger RNA from Nematolebias whitei (Rio pearlfish), 2379 nucleotides. RefSeq names its product GLIS family zinc finger 3 (gene glis3). NCBI's taxonomy places the organism in Eukaryota, Metazoa, Chordata, Actinopteri, Cyprinodontiformes, Rivulidae. Gene Ontology annotation, molecular function: RNA polymerase II cis-regulatory region sequence-specific DNA binding; DNA-binding transcription factor activity, RNA polymerase II-specific. Gene Ontology annotation, biological process: regulation of transcription by RNA polymerase II. Gene Ontology annotation, cellular component: nucleus. The record is from RefSeq and is a predicted model, not a curated record. The transcript is spliced from 9 exons. The coding region runs from base 1 to 2379 and encodes 792 amino acids.